This is a messenger RNA of Odontomachus brunneus, 3621 nucleotides long. RefSeq names its product nicastrin (gene Nct). Gene Ontology annotation, biological process: Notch receptor processing; protein processing. The coding region runs from base 396 to 2327 and encodes 643 amino acids. The record is from RefSeq and is a predicted model, not a curated record. NCBI's taxonomy places the organism in Eukaryota, Metazoa, Arthropoda, Insecta, Hymenoptera, Formicidae. The transcript has 8 exons. Gene Ontology annotation, cellular component: membrane.
GGUAGAACAUGAAAACUGUUUAUUUUCAAAUAGCACUACUCAAUAGCGGAUUGGAAAGACCUGUAUUUCCAAAUAGUACAUUCAACAAUGGAUUAGACGAAUUUUUGUGUUUGAUAAAGUGCGUUUUUCGAUUAUCUUCAAAUUUACUUGAUCUAUAGAUAAUUUAAUUAACUAGACAGACACGUAGUCGUCACAUACCAUUUGCAAAAACGUCAUGCUUGGUUAGAAUUGUUUCCAUUUUGGCUAACCUACGUGGAGGCAGUCAUGACUCACGCAAUGUCAAAGUAUUAGUUGUUCUCGCCUCACUUAUCAUAUGUUUCAUAUAUAAAAGCAUCGGGUAAUGUCCAAAAUUGUAGUUGAUUGCAAACUACAAAUAGACACGGAAAUAAUAGAAAAUGGCGUUGAGAGUCUGGAGAUAUAUUCUAACUUGGGUUGUUAUAAAUUCAGUGGCCAGUGAGAGGAUAAAGGACAUGAUUUACAUGCCUCUGGAAGAUGUGGCCGCUUGUUUUCGAAGACACAAUGGCACACAUCAGUUUGGUUGUUCUUCUAGUAGAUCAGGCAGUGUUGGUGUUGUACAUCUAAUUGAAGCCAAUACCGAUCUACUUUGGUUAGAGAAUAAUGCUACUUCUGGUCCAUAUACUGUGGUUAUGCCUUUUUCAAUGUUCAACAGCAGCACACUUCUAAGACUACGAAAUACAAAUAAUAUAAAUGGAGUGCUAUUAGCAAGAAACAUCAGCCAGGACAGACCUUUUAGUUAUUCACCUGAGGAUAGAUGUCCGAAUCGAUAUUCUGGCUAUAAGAAAUGUGAUGAUCUUGAACCAUGGAAUCCCUUUGGGACUGCAUUACUCAUGGAGGACUGGCCAUUUCCCAUGUUUUACACAGAUAAUCAGACAGUGUUGGAAGCCAUAAAAACUUGUUUCUGGGCGUACAACGCUCACGACCUUGAAACGCAGUAUCAGAGAUCGCUAUGUGCGUUGGAAAUGAAGUCGUUCAUGUACGCCGCCGUUAACUCGGAGUCUUGCAUCAGGCGUAGCGACUUCAAACUGAAUUUCAAUCCGACGCAAUUCUGCGAUCCACUCGGCGACAGGAACAUACAUUGGCCUUUGGCGCCUCUUGAUAAAAAUGACAGUAUGGUAAUUAUGGUAACGGCACGUUUAGAUGCCUCGUCGCUGUUCGACGGGAUAUCGCCCGGUGCGACUAACGCCGUGACUGGAAUUGUGACAUUACUUGCCACUGCAUACUACUUGAACUCUUUGAAUGCUACUGUCGAUAAGACGAACGUAGUAUUUUCUUUGCUGAACGGAGAGGCGUUCGAUUACAUCGGAUCUAGUCGUAUGGUGUACGACUUGAAGCAGAACAAUUUCAACGCUCUUGGUGGAACGAGUUUGAAACUGGACGACAUCAAGAGAGUGAUCGAGUUUGGCCAGUUGGGCAAGGAAGAAAUAUUUUUUCACGUGAACGCUUACGACGACACGAUCGAUCGUCUGCGACUAGCGCUGAAUGUCCACAACACAUCGAUAUUUAACGAUAGCGUCCCACCAACAUCAGUGCAGAGUUUCUUAAAGGCAAAACCGAAUCUAACGACCCUUGUUAUAAGCAAUCACGGAGAGAACUUUACGAAUCGAUACUACAACGGCGUCUUGGAUGACGCGGAGAAUCUUGAUUUUCACAAAAACGAUACUGGUACGCUUGCAAGAGACUUGGCGAAAAUUGCUCUCCAGGUGGCUAACGAGCUUUACUGGGAGGUGACGGGAACCGAACCGGCGCCGCAGCCCAACGCACAAUCUGCUAUAGAACAUCUAAUCGUGGAGAUGUUGCCUUGCUACUUGGAGAGCGCCAAGUGCGAUCUGUUCCGCGCCGCUUCAGUUCCCGGUGUCAAGUUGCUCAAUCAGAUCAUGUCGCUGUAUGUCGGCGUUUACCGAGCACCGAAUAUAGCUACGAGCUUAACCGGCCAGCUCUUGGCCUUACUCACCGGUGAAAAGCUCUAUGACAUGAACGAAACAACGUGCCAUGAGAAUCGCCUAGCCUGGAUGGGCGGGCCCAAUUUUACGGGAUUGUGCAUAAAUUCGACCGUCAAUUAUAGCGUAGCCUUGAGUCCGGCGUUCAUCAUUGAAGGAUAUAACAUGAAAUCAGGUGUUUAUUCCACUUGGACGGAAUCCAUAUGGCAAACACUGAGUGUCAGAAUGUUCCUGAAACCGCCAGCAGCGACAGAACGUUUCAGUAUGAUUCUAGGCAGCUUGGUCGCCAUAAUCUCAUUCGUAUUAGUAUGGUUUAUUAAUAAUCGGGCUCACGUGUUAUUCAACUUGAGCAGAACGAUCGAAUGCUAGGGAUGCGCCGCGGACCACAUAUCACUGACUAGCUUAGAUCACCAUUGUGAUUACCAUUGUGAUUACCAUUGUGAUCACAUCGUGAUUACCAUUCGAGACCAAGGUGUUCAAGUAACUAGCCUUUAAUCGCAUGUGUGGUGCGCCCUCGGAUGUUAAUUCCCUCUAACUCUCGAUAAUCAAACAAUUCGGACAGCACGUUAUCGUUCUAAUUAUUUAUCGUUAUUGCGUUUUACACGUCUCGUGAAACUCGAGUGUGAAAGUUGUUGUUUCGAACUUAAUAUGCAACCAAAAAAUGCGAGUACAUUAUUUAUUUUAACAUAAAUUAUAAAUCCUUUUACUUUUCUGUGCGCCUCUUCUCGUCUCUUCCUCGCAAUCGUAUGAUUUGCAUUGUUUGAAUUAUUUAUGGAAUUUUAUACAAAAAGACAUUGAAUGUGAUGAAUGGGAAACUUAAAUUGAUAGAUUAAUGGCUUUGUACAUAUCGCGUCGAUAUAAGAUCCCUAACGAUAGUUAAUAGCUCUUGCAAGUAGACUUUUGAUUAUUGAUACUAGUUACCUGUUUAACACUAGGAGAAGCAACGCAUGUAAGUCUAUAAUGUGGAUAUAUAUAUAUAUAUAUAUAUAUAUAUAUAUAUAUAUAUAUAUAUAUAUAAAAUAUAUAUAUGAGAAAACUUUCAUACAUAAACAUUUGAGUUCCGUAUUGUCAUGAACAUCAUAAAAAUGUGCAGAAUGAUUCUUAUGCUAAAUUUGACAUAACCGAGACUCAAAUUGCAUUUUUCUCUUCUUUUUCAAUUAUUUUUGCCUUGUAUAUUACUGCGUGCAGCUCUUCUUUAAAACCAUAAAAGAAUAUGGCUAGGGAAAAUAUAUGUAUAAUUCUGGCUAUGUAUUCAUACAUAUAUGUAGUACAUAAUGUGUAUAUUUUGAAACCAUAUUCUUUAUGUAUGUGUACAUAUAUAAUAAAAAUAUAUACACAUUAACAGUAUUGAUAUAGUAUUAAUAUAGUUGCGGUAUAUGAAUAAAAAGGAAAUAAUGCAAGCGUGAUGGCGUUUAUUAUCGAUAAACAACUUAUUUAACAGGGCUUUGAUGUACACGAGAAAGAAGUAUUUAAUUUAUAUAUCUAUGCUUCCUUUUUUUAGUAUGCAUGUAAAUAUGUAAUAUGUUUCAUUUACGACGUAAAAUUUGGACAAAGUUAGGAAUGGGCAAACUUUUGUUUCUUCACCUUCUAGAAGACGGAUUUGAACCUCGAGAACUGUACAAUACAAAUGUACGAAAUUAUAAAGUGAAUUUUUCAUUGUGUA